Ornithodoros turicata is the source of this 3657-nucleotide messenger RNA. Its product is annotated as homeobox protein SIX6-like. The transcript is spliced from 2 exons. Gene Ontology annotation, biological process: regulation of transcription by RNA polymerase II. Gene Ontology annotation, molecular function: DNA-binding transcription factor activity, RNA polymerase II-specific; RNA polymerase II cis-regulatory region sequence-specific DNA binding. Bases 43 to 948 code for a protein of 301 amino acids. NCBI's taxonomy places the organism in Eukaryota, Metazoa, Arthropoda, Arachnida, Ixodida, Argasidae. The record is from RefSeq and is a predicted model, not a curated record. Gene Ontology annotation, cellular component: transcription regulator complex; nucleus.
CGUGCUUUUUUCUCCAGGAGCCAGACUGGACGACGGACGCCGAUGGCGCUGGGGUCCGCCGCGCCGUACGGCCCGAUGCUCAUGUUGCCCACCCUCAACUUCUCAGUGACACAGGUAGCAGCCGUGUGCGAGACACUCGAAGAAAGCGGCGACAUCGAACGUCUGGGAAGAUUCUUGUGGUCCCUACCUGUCGCCCAUCCGAACUGCGCCGAGCUGAACAAGAGCGAGGCUGUGCUGCGUGCCCGUGCCCUGGUUGCGUUUCAUGCGGGCAACUUCCGCGAGUUGUACCGCAUCUUGGAGAGCCACCGGUUCGCGCGUAGUUCGCACGCUAAGCUUCAGGCCAUGUGGUUGGAGGCACAUUAUCAAGAGGCUGAGAAACUGCGCGGCAGGCCCCUGGGUCCCGUCGACAAGUAUCGUGUCAGGAAGAAGUUUCCAUUGCCUCGUACCAUCUGGGACGGUGAGCAGAAGACACAUUGUUUCAAAGAGCGCACCCGUUCCUUGUUGCGUGAGUGGUAUCUGCAAGAUCCUUACCCGAACCCGACGAAAAAACGUGAACUGGCUCAGGCGACUGGACUGACACCGACGCAAGUGGGGAACUGGUUCAAGAACCGGCGUCAAAGAGACCGUGCUGCCGCUGCGAAGAACCGGUUACUCCAGCAGCAGAUGCAGCAGCAGCAACAACUGGCGCAACAAGGCUACGGGAGUUCGAGCAGUUCCAGCUCGACAGGUUCGCAUCGGCAUCACCACCACCAUCACAAUUCUAAAGUUCCCUCGCCCAGUCCGCCAGCCACCACGGUACCUUCGCACCGAUCCCCUGCCAGACCCAAGUCUCCGACGGAUGACACCAGCUGCGGUAGCUACGGCGAUAGCUCGGCGGCGCCCAGCAGCCCGACCCCGCUCUCCACAAGCUCGGAGUCGAGUCGCACGCCGUCGCCUAGGCCACAAUGACAUGAAGCCCCGCCCGUUCCCCUGGUUUCCGGGGGAGCGGGCGCCGGGGGCAUCGCCGUAGCCCCCGGGCCGGGACCGCUGCCACCUGGGAUACCCGGGCCAGGACUGGCGGUUCCGCUCGCGGAUGCCUUGCCGUCCUUCGAGCAAUACCUGCAGUAUCUCUUUAUGUCCCUGCCACCUCCGCCAGCGCAGCCAGCGCAACCGCCGUUUUACGCAGCGGCAGUUCAACAGUUCCACGAGCAAAGUCUCAAGAAGUCCAUCAGUCCAGACAGAGAGCAUGACGCCGACGAAGAGAGGGUUGACGUUGUGUCGUCUACGCCAGAACCACCGUCGGAAGACGACAAGUGAUCAAGCCUUAUCAGCGGUGCAGUGUGAAACAUAUCACAAGGUCGAUGCUAUGACGUCGGAUGAAUCAGAUCUUGUACUGUAUUCCGCGCGGGAAAUUGAAAACGCAGGUUACUCAGUAGGGCCUCUAUGUAACCUCGAUCGGCGCCGCGAUUAUGUAUGACAUAAUGGUGGCAUCUAGACAGCUCGAAGACCUGCGAAUUAUUCAUCGGAGGAACCUUGAGACCUUGUGCAGGAGUGUAUAGUGUUCGCGUACAGUGUGUGUUCAGCUGAAGCUCGAAGAUAUCAGAAAAAAAAAAAGAACUUUGUAAUUGCACCAUCGUGACAGAUGAUAAGUCAUGUACGAGCUGAACCCUAUCCACGAACGCAAACCCUGUGACUUCUAGAAGACCAAUUUCAGCAACAAGGUACCGCAGGAGUGCUUCGUUUUCACAAGACUGCAAAGAUUUCCACUCAGAACUGGCACACCAUUCAAUACUCUCCCGACUUCAUCAUCUUCACGUACACUCGUGAGGUCUACCUCCUGAUGAAACGCGCAUACAGUAACUGUUCCGUGAAGGAUUUCACUUGGUGACUCAUCACGUUGAAAACCGACAUUCAAGGCGGAAACGAACUGGAUCUUUCACUGGUGUAUGUAGUUGGUGCUGUAUUAUUUGAAUCUGUUUCUUGGUGGUCAACAGGGCUGGCGGAAGCUAUAAUGAUUCAUUACCCGGUAUGGUAUAACAGUCAUAUAUUCCUGUAUUCGAGGCGGUACGGGUUUUUUUUAUAUGACGACAGUGCGUGAGGACUCUAAGGAGCUGUAAGGAUGUUCAGUGUGACGUUGCAGUGACAGUCAAGAAACACAUGAAAAGAGAGAAACCUUAUAGACAGUGCUAUACGCUGUGAUAUGUAGACAAAUAUUAGGCAGGAUACGAAGGAAGACAUAGUGCUAACUUUUGGUCAAAUUCGGCAAAUUUGAUUCUCCUAAAAAGCAUUAAACCUAUUUCUCACAUAUAGCUUCUGCAUCACAUUGGAUUGGAUUGGAUUAAAAGUAAUAUGGAGACUUCGGAAAACGGUAUCUGUACGUAUAGUUCACCUCAGUGGUAAUUGGAUACGCGAAAUGUUUCCUACUACCUAACAAUUAACUGAGUUUCCUUGCAACCCGCACUUUCCAGACCAGUCAACCGUGCAACACUUGCAUUGAGGACAGCCCCGAAUAUCUGCCAGUGCUAAGAACGACAAAUACUCGAAACGUCACCAAGAAGCGGGUAAUCCAACCGCAAGCACCGUUCAUUGGCGAAAAGUUAUCGCAAGGCUCAGCCAUGCCACGUGAUGACGCGUUUCGCUCGCGAAGCCAUCGCGAACAGAUUCGAACCUCGAAGGAGCGAUGACGCGCGCGUUUUUUCGUUUCGCCACAUUUCGCCGCGGUAUUUUCGUGCAAUAACAGUUACCCAUCAACGCGAAGCAAUUGACGACCACGAGGCUGUGUGUUUGAAAUAACGAGUGUAAGCCCGGAGUAGAAGACACUCACUUCAUGAUAGUUGCACGCCUUCUUUUCUGAGUGUUGUACUUGUAGAUAAUGUACAAAUACAGAGGUUAUGUAGCCAGUAAUACAUCCUUAUGUUUAUAGCACCUGGGAAGGAAACAUCAAUAUGGUUCUUACUCUUUGUACAUAUAAUAUGAUGGCGUUUGUAAAUAGUUCGCUUUCCUUAACUACUCAGCUAUUACCACUAUGAAAAGAGUGGGUGAACCUGUCACAAGUGAAGUGAUGCAGCAGCUCACACACUAUAGUUUCUGUAAAAGGUUAAAAAAGAGUUCAUGUACUGAAAUAUGCGUACUCAGACCAAUAUUUUCCUAAGUAUAAAGCGUUUCAGUAGUAAUUUGUCGAUGUCAGCUAGAUUAUACCCAAAAUAUAGUGAUUUAAAGGGGCACUAACCGUGUAUUCACACGAGCGACAUCCUCAUGGAAUAUUCUAGUGGAACAAAAAGCGAAAACACUGCUCACGGAGCCGUAGUUCCGUCCCGUGUUAUGUUGAGCAUUCACACGGUGCCGGAAUAUCGGGAGUGGCGUACUGCUCACUUAGCAGACGACACUUAGCAGAUGACACCGACAGCGUCUUUUCCUGUCGUCUGCUACGGAAUAUCUUGUGGCUGUGUCGCAGGAUAUUCCCCACGGUUAGCAGUGCAGUUGAAGACACGACGUUGUGCGCUCGCGAUCACGUGACAGCAGAAAGCUAUGACGUUUUUCGCAUCUUCCACAGCGGCAUUGUGGGGGAUGUCGCUCGCGUGAAUACAUGGUGUAGUGCAAAAAUAUCUCUUCGCGGAAUGGAAGUUGCCGUUACCUUGACACCAUCAUAGAAUGAACGAGGUUCAUUCGUUGCGUCGU